Messenger RNA from Limanda limanda (common dab), 1341 nucleotides. It is a transcript of the gene camkk1b, whose product is annotated as calcium/calmodulin-dependent protein kinase kinase 1, alpha b. The record is from RefSeq and is a predicted model, not a curated record. The transcript is spliced from 14 exons. Gene Ontology annotation, biological process: activation of protein kinase activity; CAMKK-AMPK signaling cascade; protein phosphorylation. Gene Ontology annotation, molecular function: protein kinase activity; ATP binding. Bases 1 to 1341 code for a protein of 446 amino acids. NCBI's taxonomy places the organism in Eukaryota, Metazoa, Chordata, Actinopteri, Pleuronectiformes, Pleuronectidae.
AUGAGUGGAGACACUGCCUGCAGGGCGGAGCCGGAUUCGGAGCACAACGGGGAGCUGGCCGACCUGGUGGCUGCCAUGAACAUGGCCUCCAGCCGGGUGACAUCACCCAACGGCAACAGGGCCGGUGCUCCGAGGCCCAGCAGCUCUCAGAGACCUCGGCUCUCUGACAGGAAGAUGUCUCUGCAGGAGCGUGGACCCCGCAUCGCCCGGCAGCCCACCAUCGAGACCAAACGUGUGUCCAUCACAGAUGCUGAUGACUGUGUCCAGCUCAACCAGUACAAGCUGAAGAACGAGAUUGGAAAGGGUUCAUAUGGAGUGGUGAAGUUAGCUUACGAUGAAGAUUCUGAACAGUACUACGCGAUGAAAGUCGUUUCAAAGAAGAAGCUGAUGAGGCUGUGUGGAUUUCUGCGCCGCCUGCCUCCUUCGAGAUCAAGCUCACAGGAUCCGUUGCCCAAAGCCGCGCUGUAUCUGGAGAAAGUGUACAAAGAGAUCGCCAUCCUGAAGAAACUCGACCAUCAUAAUGUUGUUAAACUGGUGGAGGUGCUUGAUGAUCCUGAUGAAGAUGGACUUCACAUGGCCUUCGAGUUGGUGACUAAAGGCCCGGUGAUGGAGGUUCCGACAGACGACCCGUUCACAGAGGAGCAGGCUCGCUUUUACUUCAGAGACAUUGUCCUGGGAAUAGAGUACUUGCAUUACCACAAGAUCAUCCACAGGGACAUCAAACCCUCCAACCUGCUGCUGGGAGACGACGGCCAUGUCAAGAUCGCUGACUUUGGCGUGAGCAACGAGUUUGAGGGGGCGGACGCCCUCCUGUCCAGCACGGCAGGGACCCCGGCCUUCAUGGCCCCUGAGAUGAUGAACGAACACGAGCAGGGCUUCAGUGGAAAGGCGUUAGACGUGUGGGCGAUGGGAGUCACACUCUACUGUUUUGUCUUCGGGAAGUGUCCUUUUUAUGACGAAUACAUCGUCGCCCUGCGAAUCAAAAUCAAGAACAAACCUGUGGACUUUCCAGAGACACCAUUGAUUUGUAGCGAACUGCAGGAGCUCAUUGAACGGAUGCUGGAUAAAAACCCUGAAUCAAGAAUUACCAUUCCUGAAAUCAAGCUUCAUCCGUGGGUGACGGAGGACGGCUCGGAUCCUCUCCCCCUGGAGGAGGAGCACUGCACUGCGUUGGAAGUCACUGAGGAGGAGGUGCAGAACAGCGUCAAGCUCAUCCCCAAGCUUUCUGCUGUGAUUGUGGUGAAGAACAUGCUGAGGAAGCGCUCUUUCAGUAAUCCCUUUGAGGUUCUGGGCAGACGGGCAGAAAGGUCCAUGUCUGCCCCCGGAGGUCUUCUUACGUAA